This is a messenger RNA of Micropterus dolomieu (smallmouth bass), 5091 nucleotides long. RefSeq lists its product as uncharacterized. NCBI's taxonomy places the organism in Eukaryota, Metazoa, Chordata, Actinopteri, Centrarchiformes, Centrarchidae. The transcript is spliced from 8 exons. The coding region runs from base 1049 to 2728 and encodes 559 amino acids. The record is from RefSeq and is a predicted model, not a curated record.
UGAAUCUCAUUUGUCAGGACAAAAUUGUCUUACUCCAGGAUGAUCUAUCACCUUCCAAACCAACACAGAGCCUGAAACUGCUCCAGCUUGGGUGAAUAAAUCAUUCCCCUGAAAAAGGAAUAAAGAAGAAGAAGAGGAGGGGGAGGAAAAGUCACUCUAUCAACAAAAGACAAGAACAACCAAAAAAGUCUAAAUUGGCGCCUUUGUGGACUAUUGGAUAUAUUGUCCCCUCUGAAAUCCAGAAGAAAAAGGAAUAACAGAGAAAAAGUAAAGGAGAAAAGAAGGGAAAGGGUUCCAUUGUAAAACCAACCAAAAGAGGAUGUUGGUGUCUGUUGCAUCCACUCAGAUGCAAAGAAAAGAAGAAACAAAAGAAGGAGAUUUAAAGCUGAAAAUAAAGAUUGAGUAACAAAAGAAAACUGCAACCAAGUGUCUGGUUUUGCUUUUUUUCCCAUCCAAAUCCGGAAAAUAAAAGGAGGAAUAAAGCAGAUAAGAAGAAGAAGAGGACGUUUUUCUGUCACUCUAUUAAUGAUCAAGAAUGUUGUAGACAAACUAUGUGAACAUCACUGCCUCAAGUCCGGAUAAUAAAUUAUUCUGAAAGACAGGGAAGAAAACAAUGACAGGGGUCUGAAUUUGCAGUGUGCAGACAGGAGCAGGAAAAGUUCAAGGACCAAACGAAAAAGUCAAAGGAAGCUACAGAAACACAAGACUGACGAUUUAAAAGUGAGGGAAUAAAAAGCAUAACGGGGGGAAAAAAGUGGAAAAGAGAAAUAUCUGAUAUAAGGGAGGAAAAAGGAAGACAAGAAGGUUUAAAGUGAAUACAGAGAAGAAACGGAAUAUUCAAAGGGGGGAGGCAAAAAGGGGAGAAAAGGAUGAAUCGAGAGGGAAAGAAGAAGUAAAGAGAAAACAAGGACGUAUCAAAAGAAUAGGGAGGCCUAAAGAACAAAAGUAAAAACAAAAAAAGGGAGGACUGAAGGAGAAAGAAUCCAGAAAAGGAGGGGGAAACAGUUUAAAAGGGGAAAUCAAGAGUAAAGAACCAGAAGGUGUGACCAUGAGGCUCCCGGUGCUUCUUGCAGCUCCUCUCUCCAUCCUCAUUCUCCACAUCGCACCAGCAACCUCGGCAGGCAGCGUGGCCCCGAGCCGGCUGGAGCGUUGGGUCCGCUCAGGCCUCCAGUCGCUGCAGUGGGACCAGCUGGACCGAUGCCUCCGCAUGUCCUCCCUCUCUGAGGCUGAGUGCAGGCGGCUCGCCCACCUGCCACUGUCCGCCGUGGCUGUUUACGUCUCGGAGCCACGCACAGCUGCAGGAAACUCAGACAAAGUUCUGGCCAUCCUGCCGGACUCCUCAGGUGGGAUGGUGAGCUCAAAACUGCGGGGCGGUUUCAGCGUCAGCCAGGUGCUGAAUGGAGGGGAAGGUCCCCCCAGGCAGCAGCAGCCUUUCCCCGGCUCCACAGCCCAUGAUACCAUUUUGGUGCUUGAUCCAAGCCCUGGGGAGAACUUUGGACACCCGGUGGUCCUCUUUUACGUGGAUGUGAAUGUUACGAAGAAGAGGUGCUCCCAUAUGGAUGGUAUUUACCUGGGUGAGGAGUGUUUGACUCUGGCUUUGAAGGGUCGUUGUCAGAACCAGCUGAAGCGUCGGCAAGCCGGGUCAGAGAGGCUUGUGGGUAAUGGACAUGGACGGCUGCGUAGUGGUGCCAUUACCACUAGUGGUGGAAGCCGUCUGGGGGAGCGUGCCGUUGGAGGGCUCUGUGAAGUCCAUUUCCUUCCACUGGUGGUCGGAGUCGGAGACAGCAACCGAACACAGAGACUCAGAUGUGUUGACCAUGCAGAGUUUGCAAGGUGCCCUCAGCCACUGCCAAUGAGCUCUCCCAGUUUGCCCGUCUCAAGCUGUGAACUAAAUAAAAACACCAGACGCUGCCAUCAGCAGCCGUUGGCCACUCACCUCUCCUGCCGACUCUACCAGACCUGUGACCAUGCUGUGCUCAUCUCAGGCGGCUGGCAGCAGCAGAUGACGUUCCAGCGCCAUGUUCAGAAUCUUCAGAAUUUCCACAGGAUGCUGCAAAACAAUGGCUUCCACAACGAUCACAUCAAGACCUUCUUCGCCAGCAGCGGACAGCUUCCUGAGGAAGUAGAGGGUGUGUACUCGGCAACGGAGAAAGCCGUGAUUCGCAACCACGUGUCGUACAUCUGCAGGAAGCAGCACUGUGCCGACACGCUGGUUCUCUAUCUGAACUCGCCAACACGCAACGACGGUACCAUGCUGCUGUGGGACGCCAACCUCAACGGCAUUGCUGAUCUGAAAGAGCGAUACUCAGUGAACGAGCUGCUGGCCGACCUGGCCGGCUGCAAGGCGACUCGAGUUUUGCUGUUUGUGGAUCAGAGCUACAGUGGUGUUCUGUCCAAGAGGCUGCGAGGGUCCCAGAAACACCUUAACGUGGUUCUGAUCCAGAGCCAGACACGGCAGACCCACAGCCACCAGAGGUUGAACUCUGGCUGGGAGGACAGCAGCUGGUCCUACAUCAGCCCUGCGACCUGUCUGCUGGACCACCUGGGAAAGGGUCCUGGGAUGUCUCGCCUGCUAGAGUCAUGGGCCGGCUUUUUAAACGUGACAUUGGCAGGAGCCCCCUGCAACGCCACACCACCUCUGACGGAUGGCGAGAUGCGGCGAGAGUACCAGGGCUGCCAGAACCUGCCAACUGCGCUCUGGCACCAGAAACACAGGAGGACCAACUGAGGAAGAGAUAAUUAGACUGACUGGGAAGGAGAGAGAGAGAGAGAGAGAGAGAGAGAGAGAGAGAGAGAGAGAAAGAGUGCAAAACAAACACACACAGAGACCAUACACAAGCUUAUGCAUUACACAUAUGCAUAUUUGCAGGGGUGUUACCUUAGGACUUUAUUCUUAGGACUUUUGUUUCAGUGUGCAUGGUGGAUACUGGUGUGUAUGUGCUUUCUGUCCUAACUCAGACAGUAACCAUAACGAUUACAGCUCAUCCCAACGGGAGUGUCCUGGACGCCAUGUGAACCACGUGUGUCCGUUUGUGAGUUCAGCUAGAGGACAACUACUCUCUGAGACCAUUGCUAGCUUACGCUCGGGUCAGUUUGUGUGAGUGUGUGUGUGUGUGUGUGUGUGUGUGUGUGUGUGUGUGUGUAUGUGUGUCUCCUGGGCUCUUGAACAUUUCAGACCCGAUCAUCUAUCUCCAUUUUUAUCUUUUUGACAGUUAUUUCUUCUUCCUUCUCUUCUUUCUUUCUUCUUUUCCUCUUCACUCUGUCCUUUCCUCCCACCUUACCUCUCUUGAUCUCCUCCGCUAACUCCUCUCUACUUCCUUUCAUUCCUGCCUUCUUCUUUCUUUCUUUGCUUGAAUCCCUCAUUUUCUUUCUUUCUCUCCCUCCUCCCACACUCUUUCUUAAAUUUCUCUCUCUAAUCAACACCACUCCCUACCGUUUUUCUCAACUUCUUUCUCCGUUCAUCAUCCUUUUUUCCCCUUUCCUUCUCUUGUCGCCCUUUCCCCCCCAUUUUCCUCUUCCUUUUUGGUGGUCAGUUACUCUUUUCCUUGUACUGACAGUGUUUGAAAAAGCUGAAUACUGGAAUAAUUUAGUCACAUUACAUCAGAACUGACAAAACACAAGAUGAGUUUUCAUCGAUGCGUUACAUGCAUUUAGAGUUUGUGCACAAGAAAACCUGAGCGAAAACUGUAUUCACAGUUACAAACCUUAACUUAAGGUCCACUUGCUAGCUUUUACCCACAUCUCACAGUUAAAAGCUCCUGAAUGUAUUUAUUGUUUUGUCUUUCACACUCAGUACUGACAAUUGUUUUGGAGAGUAGGUUCACACAUGUAGCUUCUUGACCCAAACAGCUGCUGCCUCUUCUCAGACGUCCAUUCAGUACAUCAUAUUUGCAAAACAGAACUAUCAUUUGUGUCAUCCAAACUUGUAGUUUAUACUUCUCUUAAAAACCCAAUGUUGAAUGAUAUUUUACUACUAUCACAACUUAAGUCCGAAUCGUCCAAAACACAACAUAUACGCAACAUACUAAAGGGGACGUAUAUGAACAUUUCUUAUCUGAUGCUCCUGUGAACAUGUUCACGUUCAGGUAAAGUUAUUACUGCCAUGUUUUAAAGAAAGGACAUAAACUCUGGUCCUCAGCCAAACAACCAAAUGUCAAACAUUUCAGUCAGCUUCUGAAGACAUUUGCUACUGAACAAGAUUUAAUUUAGCAACAUGGCAAAUAACCUGAGUGAUGAGACAACUACACAGGGUUUAAACAAAUCCCCAGUUGGACUCAAUAAUCUAAACCACAUCAUAAAAAUGAACACAGGACAUUUUUCACGGUUGCCCUGUGGUCUCUUUUCUAGUAGUUGUAUGUAGUAGUAAGAUGACUGACAGGAAUGACGGUCAAACCUACAAAAAAAAUGUACAUUUUACAUUAAAGCAAAGUGGUGUCUGAAGUCAGGAAAUUUAUUUUUAAGAUUUAGAGAUGGAGGACUUCUUAUGCCUCUUAACCUGAGGAAGAGGGAAAGAGAGAGAGAUACUGAGACAGCCAGGAAACAAGAUACAGAAACUGGUUGGCAGUGAUCAUGAUUAAGAUAUGAAGCACUGAGACUGCCCUCACUGCUACACAGACUGGUUAUGGCAUUUUAAUAAGGGCACAACUUGUGUGUGUGUAUGUGUGUGUAUAUAUGUAUAUGUAUGCGUGUGUGCUCAAACACAUGAAAGAUGCACACGUUCUAAUAUUAACCCAUCCCUUCACUAACAACGUACAUGUCGUCCUCUACUUUUGGUGGUACUUUGUGAUCUUUGUCUGUAUGUUACCUCCUGUCUUUUCUUCAUCUGAGUACUCAUAUAUACCACAGCCCAGUGUGCAUCUCCCUGCUGGGUUUUGUACUGAUGUCUGUUGUUGGACUUAUGUACUGAUGGAAGUUGACUGGAAGAAGAAAUGUCCAACUGUGUGGGAUGUUUUUGGACCAGAACAAGAUGACAUGUGCAUAUUCACAGUUUGUGUAAUGAUCUGUACAGAGUACAAGAUGUAAUUUAGCAUAAAUGUUUAGUUGCAUGUAGCAGAUCACAAAAUCUAGUCAAUAAAGUACUUUUGGAAACCA